AUGGUUUCUGUACUGGUUGGCGACGGCAGGAGAGAGUUUCGCAAAUAUUGUGGAGCUGAAGAGUGGCCUUUCACUUUCAGUACCAAGCACAAAGAGGUCGUGCGUCGGUUGGAGAACCUUCAACGUCGACUUGAAGCAAAGGUGCAGUGUGCAUCCCUCGAAUUUGUCCUUAAGGGAUUCGAUUUGGCGGAAGGAAAGCGUCCAACUGCCGCCUACCUUUUCAAUCAACUCAAAGAUAUGCCAUCCUUUGUCGGAGAAUGUUGUGCGGUACCUGCUUCUGGUUGUGGAUUAGCAGGUGCAAAAUUAUCGCUAUCUCCGACUCAGAAGGCCUCCAAAGGCCCGGUGCAAGGAUCUGUCCUGAGGUUCAUCAUCACUGUCGGAGAAAUCAUCACAAAAGAGCUCCAGGCACCGUCAAUCAAACCGAGCCUGGGUGAGUUGGCAGCCGCAGUCGAGCGCCAGGAGGUUCAGAGCUUGCGUUCCGCCGAAACGAAGCUGCUGUUUUACAUCGUAUCGUUUCAAUGCCACUCAGCAGAUGAAUGUCUCACCCUCUCCAGGUUGUUCGUCAAUGAACUUUCAGAUGCUGCGAAAUGUCCAACAAAUAGCAUUCCUCUCUACGACAAGGAGGGUGGCGAGAUAGAGCUUGCGUGUACGAUUGCAUACCUCUCGGUCUUGGUCGACAGGAUACCGAGCCGCUGUAUGACAGGCCACUGGAAUAAGACUCACGAUGCCCCCACGAACGAACAUGCUCAGCCGCAGUCACGAAGCCAACGCGACCCAACAUUCUGCUGA
Molecule: messenger RNA, 789 nt
Organism: Cladophialophora bantiana CBS 173.52
Lineage: Eukaryota; Fungi; Ascomycota; Eurotiomycetes; Chaetothyriales; Herpotrichiellaceae
Exons: 2
Coding region: 1-789 (262 amino acids)
Source: RefSeq, a predicted model, not a curated record